Messenger RNA from Candida albicans SC5314, 495 nucleotides. RefSeq lists its product as uncharacterized. Bases 1 to 495 code for a protein of 164 amino acids. The transcript has a single exon. NCBI's taxonomy places the organism in Eukaryota, Fungi, Ascomycota, Pichiomycetes, Serinales, Debaryomycetaceae. The record is from RefSeq and is a predicted model, not a curated record.
AUGUCAUCAACACAAUUUCCUACUUUAACAUUAGAAGAAUUUAAAACUGCCAUUCAAGAUAUAUCACAAUUUGAAUUAGAAUCCAAAAAAAAUCAACAAAAACAUUUCAUUUUCAAAUUAAUUGAUACCAAUAAUGAAUUAUGGCAAGAAAUAAAUAAUAUAAAACAAUUACAAGAUCUGUCAUCGUUUGAAAAUAAAGAGAAUUUAAUAUUAUAUCAAGAAACUUUAUGGGAAAAUAAACAUAGUUUAUUAGAACAAAUAGCUCGAAUUGAAAGUAUUAAUGAUGAAUUGAUUCGUCGAAAUCUUAUUAGUGAACAAGAUAAAUUACAAGAAGAAACUAAAUUAAUGGAAGAAAUAAAUAAAAAAGAUAUUGAAAAUGAAACCCAACAAAAAGAUGGAACCGAAGGAAAAGAAGAAGAGGAAAAGGCUAAUGGCGAAGGUGAAGAUGAAGGCGAAGGUGAAGGCAAAGGCGAAGGCGAAGGAGUGUAUUUAUGA